CGUAUUCACAAGAGCAUCUAAAACGCCACCAGCAUAUUCACACUGAAGAGAAGCCGUACAGCUGUGACCAAUGUGGAUCAGCUUUUAUAAAAUUGUGGGUUCUAAAGGUCCAUCAGCGUAUUCACACUGGAGAGAAGCCGUACAGCUGUGACCAAUGUGGCUCAGCUUUUCGAAGGUUAGAGCAUCUAAAACGCCACCAGCAUAUUCACACUGAAGAGAAGCCGUACAGCUGUGACCAAUGUGGCUCAGCUUUUCGAAGGUUAGAGCAUCUAAAACGCCACCAGCAUAUUCACACUGAAGAGAAGCCGUACAGCUGUGACCAAUGUGGCUCAGCUUUUCGAAGGUUAGAGCAUCUAAAACGCCACCAGCAUAUUCACACUGAAGAGAAGCCGUACAGCUGUGACCAAUGUGGCUCAGCUUUUCGAAGGUUAGAGCAUCUAAAACGCCACCAGCAUAUUCACACUGAAGAGAAGCCGUACAGCUGUGACCAAUGUGGCUCAGCUUUUCGAAGGUUAGAGCAUCUAAAACGCCACCAGCAUAUUCACACUGAAGAGAAGCCGUACAGCUGUGACCAAUGUGGCUCAGCUUUUAGACAUUUGGGGAGUCUAAAACUCCAUCAGCGUAUUCACACAAGGGUAAACAUGUAAGUCUGGGCCCAGUGUCAAUGUGUGUCUACACCAUGUAAUCUACAAACCCACCACUGCAUGUUUCAGAGCUUUGAAAUGAGCAUGUGCACAGAUCUGCAACUGUAGAAGUCAUAUUUUGAUUUUGAGGGUCUUCAUGAUGAUUAUUGGGACAAAAUAUUUGGAAUCUAUCCCUGACUGCUUUUAAUAGAAAUUUUAAAACUUAUUUUAUAUACACCUUAGACUGUUAGGUCAAGGUCAAAGUGUUU
Monopterus albus (swamp eel) is the source of this 892-nucleotide messenger RNA. Its product is annotated as zinc finger protein 257-like. Gene Ontology annotation, biological process: regulation of transcription by RNA polymerase II. Gene Ontology annotation, cellular component: chromatin; transcription regulator complex; PcG protein complex. The transcript has a single exon. The record is from RefSeq and is a predicted model, not a curated record. The annotation marks the transcript as partial. Lineage: Eukaryota; Metazoa; Chordata; Actinopteri; Synbranchiformes; Synbranchidae. Gene Ontology annotation, molecular function: RNA polymerase II cis-regulatory region sequence-specific DNA binding; DNA-binding transcription factor activity, RNA polymerase II-specific.